Molecule: messenger RNA, 2017 nt
Organism: Salvia hispanica
Lineage: Eukaryota; Viridiplantae; Streptophyta; Magnoliopsida; Lamiales; Lamiaceae
Product: MAC/Perforin domain-containing protein
Biological process (GO): plant-type hypersensitive response; regulation of salicylic acid mediated signaling pathway
Cellular component (GO): plasma membrane
Source: RefSeq, a predicted model, not a curated record
CUCCACAACACAAAUUAGGACAGCAUUUGUUAAUUUCAAAGUCCAACCUUUGACUCCACCAACACCGCCAUUGCUGCCCUUUCUCAAUCAUUUAUCAACAAAUCCUCCAUCCCCUCUUCUUCUUUUUCGCAAAUGAGGCAUUCUUGAAUACCAAUCCAUGGCUUCAUCUGGCUCCAACAAUGCUCUAAUCGCCACACUCAGCAACUCAAUCCAAGCCCUGGGCCGUGGGUUUGACGUCACCUCUGACAUCAGGCUGCUCUACUGCAAGGGCGCACCGGGCUCCCGUUUGGUGCUUAUCGACGAUGCGCAGACGAGGAACCUCGAAAUCUCCGAAUCUUGCGUGAUCCCCGAUGUCUCCGUUGACAUUGAAUGCAGCAGUGGUCGGAGUGAUAACAAGAAGACCCCUGUUUGGAGCUUUCAUGAGAUGGCAGGAUACUUCAAUGAGAAUUCAGGUUUACCUGGUCAGAUACCACUUGGAUGCUUCAAUGCCAUGUUUAAUUUCAGUGGCUCUUGGCAACUCGAUGCGGCAGCUACGAAAUCACUUGCAAUGGUUGGAUGCACUAUCCCGUUGUUUAGUGUUGAACUAGUGAAAGACGAUUUAAGUUUGCGUAAUGAAAUCAAACGUGCAGUUCCGUAUUCUUGGGAUCCUGCAUCAUUGGCAAGCUUUAUCGAAAAUUACGGAACCCACAUUGUUACCUCUGUAACAGUUGGUGGAAGGGAUGUCGUCUAUGUUCGACAACACCAGUCGUCACCUUUAACCUUGUCCGAUAUUGAGAACUAUGUGAAAGAUAUUGGAGAUCAGAGGUUCUCAGAUUCAAAGGUCAAUACAAAUGCUGGUUCUUUAAAAUACAAGGACAAGGAUGUUACGGUUAUUUUCAGAAGGAGAGGGGGAGAUGACCUUGAACAGAGCUACUCUAAGUGGGCAAAGACCGUAGAAGGAGCUCCUGAUGUGAUCAACAUGACAUUUGUGCCCAUCGUCUCUUUGCUCGAAGGAGUGGCUGGGAUAAAACACUUGGCUCGUGCUAUCGAGUUAUACUUGGAGUACAAGCCACCUAUUGAGGAUCUUCAGUAUUUCUUGGACUUCCAAAUUUCUCGGGUGUGGGCUCCCGAGCAGAACAAUUUGCAACGAAAAGAACCUGUUUGUCAGUAUCUUCAGUUCAGUUUAAUGGGUCCUAAGCUUUAUAUAAGCCCAGAUCAGGUUACAGUCGGACGUAAGCCUGUCACCGGACUCAAGCUCAGCCUCGAAGGAGCCAAGCAAAACCGCCUUGCCAUCAACUUACAACAUCUAGUCUCGCUUCCGAAGAUUCUUCAGCCUCAUUGGGACACACACAUCCCCAUCGGUGCACCUAAAUGGCAAGGCCCCGAAGAGCAGGACAGCCGAUGGUUCGAACCAAUCAAGUGGAAAAGCUUUUCCCACGUCAGCACUGCACCCAUAGAGUGCACAGACACGUGCAUUGGCGAUCUCUCGGGCGUCCACAUCGUCACAGGUGCACAGCUCGGCGUGUGGGAUUUUGGCGCCAAAAGCGUCUUGCACCUGAAACUGCUCUUCUCCAAAGUCCCCGGGUGCACAAUAAGGCGAUCCGUCUGGGAUCAUAGCCCCGCAAAUCUGUCUGGUGCGCAGAAGCCUGAUGGCUCGUCUUCUUCAUUAUCGAAUGAGAAAGGGGAUGGCUCCGGCCAAGCUGGGAAACUGGCGAAGAUUGUGGACAUGACAGAAAUGUUGAAGGGGCCGCAAGAUAUGCCCGGCCACUGGCUCGUUACGGGAGCCAAGCUCGGAGUCGACAAGGGCAGGAUCGUUUUACGUGUGAAGUACUCGCUUUUGAACUACUGAUAGCUGUUGCUUUUUUUUUUUCUAGGAUUUUAGCAAGAUUUCAGCAUUUUUUGCACAGGUGACACUAUUUUGUCUAUUCUUGUGUAAUCAAUUGAUAUAAGUAUUUGUUGUGCUUGAGCAAUUUGGGAUUGAGUUGAUGGUUUUUGUUACUUGUUGAGUUACUGGCCAAUAAAAUGAAAUUAUAUUUUC